UUAAAUAAAUCUAACAAAAAAAUGAUUGUAACAAAAUUACGGGAAACUUUUGGUAUAGAGUGGAAAAAGAAUAUUAUGGAUCUACUAAACUAUAAAAUAAUUAAAACUGGAGGCAUUUAUUUAGCAUCUCUAAUGGCAGCAUAUGCUUUUUAUCAAUGGCGAGAGGGACCCUAUUACAAUAAAGCCUAUAAGCUAAAGGGUAAAGUUGCUAUAGUAACCGGUUGCAAUACGGGUAUAGGUAAAGAAAUUGCCUUGGAAUUGGCGCGUAGAGGUGCAAAAGUCUAUAUGGCUUGUCGUAAUUAUGACAAAUGUGAACAGGCGAGAAAUGAAAUAAUUACAGAAACCGGAAAUCUUGAUGUAUUUAAUCGUACUUUAGACUUAGCUUCUUUAGAGUCCAUUAGACAAUUUGUUCGAGAUUUCUUGUUGGAAGAAACUCACUUGGAUAUACUCAUCAAUAAUGCUGGAAUAUGUUGUGUAAAACGUAGCCUAACUGUCGAUGGUUUCGAACAGCACUUGGGUGUUAAUCACUUGGGACACUUUCUGUUAACAAAUUUAUUAUUGGAUAUUUUGAAAAAAUCUGCUCCUAGUCGUAUAGUAGUGAUGUCAUCGAUUAUACAUUAUGUGGCCUCCAUUAAGAAGGAAGAUUUAAAUAGUGAACAUCAUUACAAUAAAAUGUUGGCUUAUGCUCAAAGUAAAUUGGCCAAUAUAUUAUUUACACGCAAAUUAUCACAACUACUCCAGGGAUCUGGAGUUACUGUUAAUUGUUUACAUCCUGGAGUGGUGAGAACAGAUUUAUGGCGUAAUGAAGCUAUAUUGGAUUUACUAAAUAUUAUGUUUAGUUGGUUACUUUUACGUUCCCCAAAAGGUGGAGCACAAACAGCUUUAUAUUUAGCCAUCGAUCCGGAGCUAAAGGACAAAAGUGGUGAUUAUUAUAAUAGAAUGAAAAAGACUGAAGUAGCAGCGAAGGCAAAGGAUGAAGCAAUGGCGGAUUGGUUGUGGCAAGAAAGUGAAAAAUUAGUGGGUUUGAAUACGGAAAUUUAAAGAAUUAUGGAAUAACACACAGAUGUUUAAUAAAAAUUUUGAAAA
Lucilia cuprina (Australian sheep blowfly) is the source of this 1086-nucleotide messenger RNA. RefSeq names its product retinol dehydrogenase 11-like. NCBI's taxonomy places the organism in Eukaryota, Metazoa, Arthropoda, Insecta, Diptera, Calliphoridae. The record is from RefSeq and is a predicted model, not a curated record. The coding region runs from base 22 to 1041 and encodes 339 amino acids. The transcript has a single exon.